CAGUAAGAUAAUAUGAGAAAAAAGAAUAAAAUAAAAUAAAAUAUAGAAUGCAGAACGUGAUAUAAAAAUAAUUAGCAAUUACAAAAGAGAGAGAGAGAGAGAGAGAAACCGGUUAACGGAAGAGCUGAUGAAGUUUGCGGAUCGAUCGGAGGAAAAGGUAGCACGAAGAAUGCGUGCAUAAACACGUCUAUUAAAUAUCAGCGGGAAAAAGAGAGGCUUCAUAAUCGAUGAGACACCCCAGAGGGAAUUCAGUGACAGUUAAGUCAUGGAGAGAUUCAGUCCGCCAGCAACGUCGUUGAGGAAGAGAAUUAGCCCUCCGAUAGCUUGGAAUCUCGGCCUUACUAGCAGGGAUCCGAGAAUUGUCAAAGUAAUCCUACUGGGACAUCAAGGCGUCGGUAAAACCGCCCUGGCAGUGCGAUUCGCGACCAAACGGUAUAUAGGGGAGUACGAUUGUUCUAUCGAGAGGGUUUACAAAGUGGACAGUUUCCUGGAUGCGGCGUGGGAGAUAACCGAUCCCCCAGGAUACCUACCACCUCCGUCCGAACUGAAAUUACGGUGGGCAGAUGCUAUCGUUCUCGUUUACUCGGUGUCGGAUCGUGUCAGCUUCGACGAAACAUCUCGUCUUCGAUUUCUAGUAUCACACGCGAGGAAAACUAGAAAGGUUCCACCGAUAGUAAUCCUGAUAGCAAAUAAAGCAGAUUUAACGUACACUCCUGGUGAAAGGGUAGUUUCUACGGCAGAAGGGCGUCAAAGAGCGGAAGAGAUCGAGGCCCACGCGUUUCAUGAAAUUUCCGUCAGAGAAUCUGUCGAACAGGUCAUGGCCGUUUUCACCGACAUCUCCAAGCUGUUGACGGAAUUGCCGGGCAAUUCUGGCCAACAAACAAAUUCCUUCAGGGUGAGAGCCUCCACUGAUGGCACCUUGGACGCUCUUCGACGCCCCUCGCCUGUUCCCCUCAAACGAAGAUUCAGCAUUUCCGUUCGAGGAACCCUUCAUUAAGCGAAGACCAGCUAGGAGCUUAAAACUAUGCGCUCUGUAACAAAGCUGCUGUUCUAAUCCUUCGAGUUUCGAGAAAUAUCGACUGUUCGUUGUCAAUUUGUAAUAUCGUGAUCGUUUAUUGUAAAAUAUCGUAAAGGUGUAUUUUGUUCAUUUUUAGAAAUAUUUUAGUAUUCACUUUGAGAAAUAUUUUUUACAAUCUUUUCACGCGUUGCGAUAUAUUUUUAGAUUUUAAACUUUUAAACUAUAUUUUUAGAUUAUUAGAUAACAUGUUUGUGGUCCUAGUCUGUUCCGAGUGAACUGCAAUGUGCGCUAUUGAAA
Molecule: messenger RNA, 1315 nt
Organism: Bombus terrestris (buff-tailed bumblebee)
Lineage: Eukaryota; Metazoa; Arthropoda; Insecta; Hymenoptera; Apidae
Product: ras-like protein family member 11B
Exons: 5
Coding region: 266-997 (243 amino acids)
Molecular function (GO): GTPase activity; GTP binding
Source: RefSeq, a predicted model, not a curated record